Oppiella nova is the source of this 921-nucleotide messenger RNA. Lineage: Eukaryota; Metazoa; Arthropoda; Arachnida; Sarcoptiformes; Oppiidae. The record is from the annotation of a GenBank genome assembly.
AUGAAUGGCAUGAAUAUGACAAUCAAUAAGAAUAAUAGCGAUUCGAGCGACACGUUAGACGCCAGUAGUCGCCAAAACGACAGCCCCGUUGCGACCGAUAUGGCGACCCCGCGCUGUCCCGACCCUAAGGUCCAAACGGGAGUGAAUGGUACGGACAGAGCGAAACGAAUAGCCAUUACUGUGGCGAAGAUUACGGCACUUCUGGCCCUCUUAUACCUCUUCAUCUGUUCGCUCGACUUCUUGAGCUCAGCGUUUCGUUUGGUCGGCGGACGGGCCGCCGGACGGAUCAUAUCGGACAGCGAUCUGCUGAGGAAUCCGGUGGUGGGGCUCGUGAUCGGCGUUCUCGUCACAGUACUCGUGCAGUCGUCGUCCACCUCCACGUCCAUCGUCGUCACAAUGGUUGGCUCGCAUUUAAUCAAAGUACGGGAGGCCAUACCUAUAGUUAUGGGCGCCAACAUCGGCACGUCCGUCACCAACACCAUUGUGGCGCUCAUGCAGUCGACCGACCGAAACGAGUUUCGUCUGGCUUUCGGCGCCGCCACUGUUCACGAUAUGUUCAAUUGGCUCACAGUUAUAGUCCUGUUGCCCAUCGAAGUGACCACUCAUUACUUGGAGACUAUCACCGAAGCCCUCAUGACAGGCGACUGGCAAACGGACACCUCGGCCAAUAAGGAGUUCCUUGGUCACAUAACCAAACCGUUCACUAAGCUCAUAAUUGAGCUUGAUAAGAAAGUGUUGGAUGAAAUAGCGAGUGGUCAGGAGUCGGCGAACGCCACGCAAUCGCUCAUUAAAAAAGGCAAUUCACUGUUUUAUAAGCUGGGUAUGAGUGACACGAUCACCGGGGUUGUAUUACUGGUCCUAUCGUUGGUGGUUCUGUGCGGUUGUCUCGUAUUAAUGGUUAAAGUGCUUAACUCUAUGCUU